AUGCCGGAGAUAUUUGCGGCCCCCAGCCUGGAGGCGCUGGAAGGCGUGAUCAUCCGCAACGCGCGCGACUUCAACCACGACCACGUGGCGGCCAGCAUCGCGCGCCUGGCGUCGCUCAUGGGCGCGGAGACGGGCGCGGACCAGAGCGUUGGGCGGCCGAGGGAGGGGCCGGCGCGGAAGCGGGAGCUCGCACAGGCGCAGCGGCUGCUGUCGGGGCUGUGCAGCGCACUGCUCAGGUUCCCUGCUACCGUGUCGGCCCGCCAGAUCACCACUGGGCUGCGCACGCUGGCGCUGCUGGCGCCGCAGGAUUCUGAGGACCUGUCCCUGCAGCUGUGCAAGCUGCUGGUGGCCGGCGAUGGCAGGCGGAUGGAGGCGGCCGAGGGGAUGGAGGCCGUUCUCAUAGCCUGGGCGUUGGUGAAGCUGCCCAACGGCGUCCCCGAGCCCGCCGCCGCCUACACAGAGGCCCUGGUGGCAGAGGCCGACGGCCCAAAGCGCGGCGGCGGCGGCGGCGAUGCAGCGGCGGGGCCCUCGGACCCUACAGACACAGAGCAGCGGGACGCCAUCUACCGCCGGUUGUGGCAGCUGCUGGCGAUUGCGGCGGUGCGGCUGGCGCCGUCGAUGGAGCGCGGCUUGGGCACCAUGCUGUGGUCGUUCGGCCGCGCGCACCAGGAUCAGGACGGGCGGCUCGCAGAGGCGCUGGCCACCCGCGCCGCGGACACGGCGCCGUUCCUGAUGGCCCGUGACCUGGUGCCCAUGACCUUUGCGUACGCGCAGCAUCAUGUCAGGCGGCAGCGCGGCGUCGAGGCCCAGUGGCGGCAGCAGCUGGCCGACUUGCAGGGCCUGCACGGCCCCUCCGGCGCACGCGCCAUUGAGCGCCUGCGCGCGGUGCUGCCGCGCGCGGUCAAGAACCUGCUGCCGGAGCUGCUGUCGUGGCAGCUGGCGGCGCUGCUCGCGUCGCUGCGGCUGGCGGGCAUCUCCGACCCGGAGCUGAUCCAGAUGGCGCUGCCGCAGGUCGUCGACGCCGCCAAGCACUACGGCAGCACGAGCCACCUGGCGCCGCGCCCCUGGAACGUGUCCUGGCAGCACCUCUCGCAGCUCGCGGUCGGCUGCCUGCCCUUAGGCGUAAAGGCGGCUGACCUGGCGGUGGCAGGCUCGGCGGUGGACACGGACGCCACGGGCGAGAGCCUCGACGGCGGCGGCGGCUUUGACGCGGCCGGGCACAACGACGAGGAGCAGGCGCGAGAGGACGAGCUGGCGGCCGCGCUGACAACCGCCGCCGCCGCCGCUGCUAAGGGCGGCGCCGCGGCGGCGCCCCAGAGCCACGCCGCGGCGCGGGCGGCGAUCUCUGCGGUCGCGGCGGCAGCCCAACGGCUGAUGCAGCGCGAGCAGGAGCGCAGCUCCCGGUGCUGA
Monoraphidium neglectum is the source of this 1410-nucleotide messenger RNA. RefSeq lists its product as hypothetical. The transcript is spliced from 5 exons. The coding region runs from base 1 to 1410 and encodes 469 amino acids. The record is from RefSeq and is a predicted model, not a curated record. Lineage: Eukaryota; Viridiplantae; Chlorophyta; Chlorophyceae; Sphaeropleales; Selenastraceae.